AUGGGGGAUGACAAAGUAAAGAAGUUUAUUGAGUCUGGGGGCGACAAGGAGUUGGAAGAGUGCACCAAGGUUCAGCUAAAGCUAGUGGUGGAUCAUUUUGGGUUGAAAUUGAGGUCCUCCAGGGUGGCGGAGCGUCGGAUUGAGAUCAUGGCUCAGCUCAAGGCCCGAGAGGAGGUUUCCGAGGAAGGACCGCCCCAGGUACCUGCCAGUGUUGGUGGGAACCGGAGCGACGAAGGUAGCAGUAGGGGAUCCAGCGGUAGUAGCAAGAGGAGCAUGAAGCUAGAGAUGAUGAAAAUGCAGCUUGAAGCUCAGCUGAAGCGGGAGGAGCGCGAAGCUCAGCUGAAGCGUGAGGAACGCGAAGCUCAGUUGAAGCGUGAGGAGCGCGAAGCCCAGCUGAAACAAGAGGAGCAUGAGCGCGAGGCUCAGCUGAAGCGUGAGGAGCGCGAAGCCCAACUACAACGAGAAGAAGGAGAAAGGCAACUGCGACGGGAAGGAAUAAAAGCGAAGAAGGAGGUUGAGAUGCGUCGGGCGGAGCGCGGGCUGCUUUUAGUGUCGGCUCGGCGGGAUGACCCCAAGGUCCGGGAACGCGACCUGCCAACAUUUGACCCUCUAGAGGCCGAAGCUUUCUUCGACCAUUUUGAGAGGAUAGCGACAUUGAAGGAAUGGCCGGAAGAGGAUUGGGCUGCGUUAGUGCAGAGUAGGUUGACUGGCGAGGCCAGGGAAGCCUAUAACAUGUUGGACCUUGAGGAAUGUGCCGUUUACGACAUGAUCAAGAAAGCUGUGCUCCAAUCGUAUCGACUAACCCCGAAGGUUUACAGGAAAUGCUUCCGGGAGUGCACAAGAGCUUCCGGAAGGUCGUAUGCUGAAACUGCUCGGGACAUGGAGCGCAGGUUCCUGCGAUGGCUGAAGGCUGAAGAGGUGGAGACGAUGGAGGAGCUGAAACAAUUGAUGGUGAUGGAAAGAUUCAUGUCAAUGCUCCAUCCAGAACUAAGGGUCAGGAUCAAGGAGGCUGGUAUUAGAGAACUUAAGGCUGCUGCAGACAGAGCCGACCUACUGGAAGAGGCACUACAUCUCGGGAAGGAGGGACCGCCUAGGCACUCGCCUCACCCAAGGUUUGGGGGGAACGUCAAGAGUUCAGGAGGGGCGAGGACGGGUGGAGACUCUCCCAAGAAUAGUGCACGCAGUGAGGUGAGUCGGUCCAAGAGUUCAGGGGAACCGGUGAAGAAACCCCAAGGGGGGGGGAACACCGGGACUGGGGCUGGAGCGAGGAACGCUGCCAGGGAGACAACGACCGGGGGCGCGAGGAGGACCCAGGGGACGGCGGUUUCCGGGGGCGUUGCCCGAGUGACAGGGGGAGAGUCGCCUCCCAGGAGAGUCAGGUGUUUUAAUUGUGGCGGGCGCGGACACUUCGCACGUGAGUGUGGUCGCCCCAGGCAACGCGGAAAUGUGGCACUGGUCAGAAUGGACGACCAAGGAGCCAAGAAUGUUUUGAGCAGAUCUCCACUAGAAAGGGAGGAAAAGAUCCAUCCUUUUAUUUGUGAAGGUGCUGUGAAGAUAAAAGAGGCCGACCCCAUUCCAGUGAAGAUGUUGAGAGAUACUGGAGCAGACUUUACCCUGGUGAGUGAGACCCUUUUCCCUGAGGGAUAUGAGGACACCAGUGUGGGGGAGGCCAUGGUGACCACUGUGGGUGGCCCAUUGAGAAUGCCCCUUCACGAGGUGAUUUUGGACUCUGACUACGGCUGCAAGACCCUUGUGGUGGGGUCUGCGCCUCGAUGCCUAAGAUGGAGGCCCAGGUCAUUCUGGGAAAUGACUCAUGUGGGGGAUGUGUACUCCCAAACCUCGUUAAGGACGAGGAGUGUUUAG
Procambarus clarkii (red swamp crayfish) is the source of this 1863-nucleotide messenger RNA. Its product is annotated as trichohyalin-like. NCBI's taxonomy places the organism in Eukaryota, Metazoa, Arthropoda, Malacostraca, Decapoda, Cambaridae. The record is from RefSeq and is a predicted model, not a curated record.